GGGAGAGGGGAUCGGGCCAGGAUUUACGACCUCAGAACCUAUUGGACCGGAAGCGAAGCCUGAAGCCUUGCGUCGGAGGAAGUUGGAACGGAAAUUUGAUCGAUCAGCGUCAUUGGUGGUGUGGUUCCAAAGGUCUGAGUCUUUGACACCUGGGAAGAACGAGUGGAAAAAAAAGUUGAAGAAUUUCCGAAGAUGAUGUGUUCAUCGAAGAAGUGACCACCAAAUUCGUGUCCGACAAAUAUGAGCGGUGAAGGAGAAAAUCAUCAUCAUUAGUCGCUGAAACAACCAAAGAAGCAAAAAAGAAGAAAAUAACAGAGGAAAACAAAGUAUAGUGCGACCAAGAGUGCACUUUAGAGUGCAGUUUCAAUAACGGUCGAAUCGUUUAAGGAAAAGUGAGUGAAGUGUGUGUGUUUGUGAGUGGUCUGCCACGUGGAGAGCGCCGAAAGUCGUUAGAGCCUACUACGAUUUGACGAAAGAAGGUGGUCGUAGUGGCUGGCACUUAAGUGUACUAAUGCUGACUUCACCUGAUCGUGGUGAUUGUUUUGUGAUUGAAGGAUAAUUAGCCGGAGAUUUGCUGGCAGAAGCGAAAAUAUCUGAAGAAAGCGAUCCCGCAGACCCCCCCAAACCUUCAACGAUGCGCAGUGAACCGCCGGCCGACCUCCCACCGCAACGCCCAUAACACCCCGUAACGCACGCACGCAAUGGAAACCAUCAAAACGCUGCUGCUGCAGUCGACCCCCUCCGCCGGAGGUGUCCCCCCACCACCACCGUCCAGCAGCAGCUGCAGUCCCAACAAUGACGACCUGCUCAUCAGCGAGCCCGACUUUAUCCCGCCCCUCCCCAAAACGAAGCAACCGCCGGUCAUCGUGGGGGUCGCCGUCAAGCGGACCCUGCUCCGCGGGGAGGUCCCACCGCCGCCAGCUAGCCAGAUCGAUAUCCUGGAGCAGUGGCACAGCGACAUCUUCGACUACCCGAAGAAGGACGGGAACGACUGCAACAACAACAAUGGCGAGGUUGUUGGGGUAGAUAACGAUGGGGUUGAUUUGAUUGAUUUCAGCACGGAGAUUGAGGCGAGUCCGGUGCAGAACGUGGCGAAGCCGAAAGUGAAAAAGGUAACGUUCUUGCUGGAGGAGGAGGAGGAUGAUGGGGAUGGGGAGGAGGAGGAGGAGGACGAAUGUGUAACAAAAGAAGGUGAAUGGGAUGUAAGUGAUACCGUUGAGGUGUGGGAGGAGGAGGAGGAGGAGGAGGUCGGGAGACCUGCUGGUAAUGAAAUAUCAACAGAGACUAUGCAAACAGAUGACAUUGUUUCUAUCGGUGACGAUGAAGACGUGGGGAAGGACUCGGUCCAGUGCGCAUGCUCGACUCUCGAUGACGGUCGUCGCGACUGCCAGCAUCUUGCUGCGAGAGGAGGCUGGGAUGAUGUGCCAAAAUCAGUGGUCGACCCCCGCGCCAGCGGGGACAGGUCUGCCGUACCGACGGCCAGUUCCAGCACCAACACACUGACGGAGCUGCUGGUGCUGGUGAAUUCCGAUACAGCACCACGACGGAACGGAGAGAGGAAAAUCGACGAACUGGAGAGAAGUGCAAGCAGGCAGAACGCAUGUGCAGAAGCUGGCAACGCUGGCCGGAGGAGGAGGUUGGCCAGUGAAUCGAUCGAUGCCACCGUGAACGGAAAGGACCCGUCGUCGUCGUUGCUGCUUGUUGACAUCGGUGAGGAGGACGCUGGCAGCACUGGCGCCGUGACCCGAACUCCCAAACCCGAAGCGGAGCGGAGAAUCGACGAAACGGCUCACGGCCAGCACAGUCCGCGACCGUGCGCCAAACAAGUAGAAAAUGUUGUAACGGCAGCACCUCCGAGCAGGUCCGUGGAACAACAGCUGGAACAACUUGAACAACGGCAGCACGAAUCGCUCCAGUUGUGUGAAAAAUCGAUCCAAGUGCCGUCGCCAUCCCGUCGUCCGGAACAGCCUCGCGGAAGCGCCCCAGCGACCUCGUCGGACAGUGAGAGUGAAAACUAUUAUGGCACCUGUUCUCCGUCGCCACCGCCCCCGGUAGUGCCCCCCAGCCAGGGUGGGAUUCCGCCACCGACCCAGUCGUACGGGCUGAACGUGGAAGUGACCCUCAACGCGCACAUCAGUGUGCAUGGAUUAAGUGAGUUUGGAUUUUUCGCGGCGGAACGCGGCGCUGAAGACCCGUCCGGUGGAGGUCAGACGGAGAAGGUUCUGCGGGACAGUGCCACCAACACUGGGGGGAACAACAACGUGACUCCGUCGAGUGCGGACAGUGGAAUUAUUAUCAUCGACGAUGACGGCGAUGAGUGUGGUGUUCAGGAAGCUCCGGAAUCGCAGGAAGUGGUGGUGAUUGAAGAUUGCUUCGAGCGGAAGCAGCAGCUCGAGUGUCGGGACCAGGAUACCCAGACGUUGAACGGAAGUUUUCCUCAGAAGAAUACCAGUGAAAUCAGUGUGCAAGUGUGUGCAAAUGGCGAUUCUGACCUACGACUCGACGAUUCUAGUGUGAGUGAGUCGGAAAUAGACGAACGGAAGGAUCUGCGCUUCCUGACCAAGAACACGGACCAGUAUCUGCGACCUCCGCUGAACUUUCUCAGCGAGAAGCACGAGUGUUUUGAGGCCAGCAAUCGGCUGAAACGCCUCGAAGAACGGUUCCGCGGAUUUGCCUACACGAAAAAGCUAUUACGUGAAUCCGCUGCCAACAAUUCCAACGGUGGGGGGCAGAACCUUUCGUCCUCGCUGAGCUCCCUGUCGACGUUGCUGGCAGAUUGUACCACCAACACUAGCGCAGCCUCCCAAAAACAGCCAGCAUCGUCAUCGUCAUCGACGGCCAUCGAUGCUGUCAGCUCCCAAACUGACAGCACCUUCGUGCCAUCGUGGAAAACAUCCUCGCUCAGCUGCCUCCAAAGUAGUCCCGACAACGAUGUCCGUCUGAAUCACGUGGUUCCCAAGCCAGCGCCAGUUCUACCACCGUUGACAUCCUCCCUGCUCUCCCUGUCCGCGUCCUCUCUGCUCUCCCUCUCCUGCCUUGACCAACAACGUCAACAGCAGAAGCCCCAGCAGGACGACUGCUCCCAAACAACCCAAAACAAUAAACCCAACACCCCCCGUAACCACCUUUCCAAAGCAUCCUCCCUGCCCUCGCUCCUACCCCAGUACCUCUUCCCAGCACCCCCAACCCGAACCCCACCAAAACCACCCCAACUCCCAGAACAAGUUCCGGAAGAAGACCCCCCAAAACCCUUCCGACCACCCCUCGCCACCCCGGAAUCGAGCGUAGCCUCCGAGGAGAUCUGCACCAUCUUCCCCGGUGGAAAACCUCGCGUCCAAGACCCCCUAGAAGUGCUCGAACCCACCCAACUAUCCGAAGACUCCGACGAAGAGGAAGAAGACCCCGACUGUGAAGAAUUCCUCAACCUCGAGAAGCUCCUCGCGGCGGAUCCGCACACCAACUGCGAGUUCGACACGCGCCACUUUGCCCAGUACGAACCGCAGGUCUACCAGAUCAAGUACUGCUAUGACGAGCUCGAGGAGGAGCUAGAGGGCGAGUCGGCGACGAGCGUCGGCGGGCUGCUGAUCGGUCCGCCCGAAAGUGUCAGUGUUUUGAGUGCAACGAAUCGUGAAGAAAACGAAGAAGACGGGUGCGCGUGUGUGAUCGAGGCCGUACCGAUCUAUCGUACGUUACCGCUGGUCGAGAUGCGCGAAACGACGGGGACCCUGCGGGGUCUGCUGAAGAAGCCAAAUAGGCCCCCACCGGUGCGGAAGAACCGGGUAGUGUUUGACGAGACGCGCAACGAGUUCUUCGAGGCGGACUACAUCAUCCUGAUCCGGGAGGAUUGCCCGUACGACGAGGAGGACGAGGAACCGUGCACCUGCGGCGAACACGAGCUCGUUCGAAUAUGUUGUGACGAAGGCUGCAACUGCGGGUACACGACGGCGGCACCGGCGGACGACGGGCGGACGCCACCGAGUCCCAAGUUUGCCCCGCCCAUGGAGUUUGUCGACCAGGCCACUCUGAGUCCCCCCGAGGGGUACAAGGACGGCAGUGGGCUGCUGGACAACGCGCUCGGGGGCGCCCUCGGCGGGCACGUCUUCGGUGCACAACAUAUUCAGCAGCUCCAAGUUAUCCAGCGGCUACAGCAGCAACGGGCGGCCAUGUUGGCCGCACGGGCUGCUGCUGGCCAGCAGGGACAACAAACGGGCAGCACUCAGACCUCGUCCGGCGGCGGCGGAACCGGGGCAAGUCCCGCGGCGACAGCGGCAGCAACAGGCCAACCAGCGGCGGCGGCGGCCACGACGACGACGAUUCAGCAGCAACCUCAGACAAGUCCUCAGCAGCAGACCGUUUGUACCGAAUGUGCCGAGUGUGCGGAAUGUGCCGCCAAGCAGUUGCACGAUGAAGAGUGCGACUCGCAAUGUUCGGACGACAUUUCGCCGAUGAUGGAACCGCCGCUGCCCCCGCACGCCACCCUGCCGAUCGCGCUGGUUCCGCUGCAAAAGUCCUCGCCGGAGCGGCGGAUCACCCAGAAGGAGAUUAUCGCCGGCGAGGAGCGGCCCAAGUUCCUCACCAUCAAGCAGGUCCAGGACGCGGCCCAAGCAGGAUCGAACGAGGCCGGCUCCACGGCGGUCCCGCCCUCCAGCAACGCGGACCUGCGAACGCUCCAGCAACAACAACAGAAGCAGCUGGCCCAGCAGCUGCAGCGGCAACAGUCCCAGGAUGGUGGCCAACCGCCGCCAACCGGGGCGACACCUGCCGGUGGCCAUUAUGAAAUCGGUGGAAAGCACAAGCCAUUAAGCACGGCCCAGGCGAUAAGUGGCAUCCUGAAGGGUGGCAAGCUGUGGAAGAACGAGCAGCAACCGGGCCAAAGCCAGCAACAGCAGCAGCAGAUGCAGCAACAACAACAACAGCUACAACAGCAGCAGCACAAUCAACAGCAGCAGUCGGCGGCGCAGCACGAGGACUCCACGAACGUCACGUCGGACGAGGAAACGAGUUCGAAGCGGUCGGUCCGCUUCACCGAAGAGUCCACCAUCCGGGACGGCUGCUGCGACGGCGAGGUCCAGUCCGGGCUGGGCGAAGGCGAAAUGGGCUCCGGCAAGCCCAUCAACUACAUGUCCGACACGCUCAAACGGCACUCCUCAGGUCUGUUCCACAACGCGCUGCGACCAAACUCGGCCGUCCGGCAGCUCUUCCCCCAGUCACUCACGUCCGCCGGAGCGGUGGCGGCCACGGUAAUGACCGCAACCACGACGAUGGCCACGAUGGGAGCGAUGCCGGGUGCGGUGUGCACGACCAGCGCCGGUGCGGCCCCGGGUGGCCAUCCGACGGCACUGACGCAGGAAGCGCUGAAGGCGUUCGACGACUCGAAGAAGGCCACGCUGGUCCACCAGCACAGCAUCACCAGCAAUAGCAGCAGCUGUAACAUUCCGGCGUGCAACUCGACGGCGAACUCGGUCACCGGAGCGGGCGGAAGUCCGGGGGGUCCUGGGGAGACGGACACCAUCCGGAGGACGAUCGAGCGGAACGCGCUGCGGCGGUCACUCAUCAAGUAUGAACCAAAGAAAAAGAUCCCCGUCAAGGACGUGACCUCGCUGGAGGAGCGAAUCCGUCAGUUGACGUGCGACAUCGACGAGCCGAUUGACGAGGGCGCCGACGGCAACGAGGGCGACCUGAGCGAGCUGGAACGGCGGGACAGCCCGGCCGGCGAGGAGAACCCCCAGCAGCCCAAGUACAUCCCGGACAAGAGCUUCUCGCCGAGUUCGUCGGCGUCGAGCUCGUCGAGCGGGUCGAACGGGUCGACGUACAAGAAGAUCACCGACCUGUUCCACCGGGACCGGCGGCAGGAGAAGAUCCCGGAGGCGGACGAGAAUCCGAUCGUGAUCAUUCCGCAGGUGAGUUGGGACUGCCGUUGUCCGGCUGGUCCUGACAUUGGCAUGGGCGUACAGAUCCAGGGCGGACACACACAGAUUCAUCAGCCACCGCAGCAGCGCCAGGCCGACUCGCGGCGCCAGUUCCUCUCGACGUUGGCCCCGCUGACGGCGUGCGUCGCCGGUCAACGGGACGACCUGUCGUACUACACGUUGGCCCAUCCGGGCGAUCGGAACUCGCUGGGAAGUUCGCAGUGUACCGAGUACAGCCUCGGGGACAUUGACGCAGCGCUGCACGACGACGACGGCAAGAAGGUGGCGCCGGAUGUGAUUGCCGGAACGCCGGGCCAGGAGUCGGACGAGCUUGCGGCGUUUGUCCAGCAGGAGGGCGCUCGCACCGAGCGACUGAAGAAACGGUACAGCACGGAGACGUCCACGUCGGCACCCGCGUCCGGGGCAGGGUCGGACGACGACGAGCACAACGACUACGGGUUCAACUCGCGGCCCUCGGUGCGGGGCAUCAAACCGCGGUUCGGAUCGACCAACGAAAUCCUGCAGCAGAUGCAGGCCCAGCUGGCCGCGCCGGCCGCACCACCGCCAAAAUCCUCAUCCAGCGUGGCCAACGCCCCGACCCAGCCCAUCCAGUCGAACACACUCCCGCGGCCACACACCUCCAGCAGUUUACAGCUGGCGGCGGCCAAGCAGCAAAUCACCACCCACCAGCACACGGCCUCGUGGAGUUACUACCCGGUCGACAACGGCACCGGCGGCGGCGCCCAAUCCAAGGCCGUCGCUACCGUCGCGGCCGGCACCAACAUGGUCACCGCCGUCGAUCCGCACGGCAACUACUACCACAUCCCGGCCCAGGCCCGCCACAGCUACCACGGCCAGGAGGCGAUCUACCAGAACUGUGCCCAACUCCCGGCCGGCAACAUCCAGGCCAACACGGUGCACGUGCAGUCGCAGCAGAUUCACACCCAGCACCACGCCGUCCACCACAUCCAUCCGGUGGCGGCGGCCGGCGGAGUGAUGCCCGGCAAUCCGGUCGCAGCAGCGGCGGCGGCGGCCGCGUACGGCAAGUUCGCGCGCAGUCCAACGCGAAGGCCGGAAUCGCCGCCGCCGCUGCGCAACUACCACCAGACGAUGGUGCUGAUCCCGUACAACGCCGAAACGUACCAGCGGUACACGGCCCAGGAGCAGGAGAACUACCGCCGGCAGCACAAUAUCGUUGAGUAUCAACAGGUCACCCAGCAGACGAUCCGCGUCCCCGUCGGCUAUCCGCUGCCCGGCAUGCAGCUGCACGUGGUCGCCGGCCGAGGUGCCCUUCCGCCCCACUACUCCACCCUGCCCCGGCUCGGCAGCAGCAGCAGCAGUUCCGGCACCUCCGGCAGCAUUGCGGCGGCCACCUCGGCCGCUUCAACCAACUCCGGUCCACCGCCGCUGCCUCCACCGCAGGGAAAACCACCGGCCUACAGUCAGUACGCGUCGCAGCAACCUCCGCCCCUGCAGGAGAAACCGCCGGGCCUGGUCAAGUUCACCGGCGAGCGGGGAGCCCCCGAGGGUGCGGCCAGCGUUCAACCGGCGGAUGCCGCCAGCAUGCUUUCGCCAACCUCCGCCGGUCACGGACCACCAACGUUGGGCGCCGGCGCCUCUUCCGCCCAAGGUGGGGCUGGCGCUGCGCCCUCUCAACAGGGUGCGGUCUUUUACGCCAUGAACGUCUGACACGGCGAUUAGAUAAAUGUCACGAUACGAAUUGAGCAGCAGCAACAGCAACAAGUUGAAUCUACUAGCUUUACUACCGGUAGCGAAACAACACAAUAAUCAUAGUCAUGUAGCAUAGCUGAAGCAGCAGCAGCAUCAAGUGGCCUGGAGUAGACACCCUGUCCCGAAGAAAAAGAUCGCCGAGAAGGAGCAAGACACCAAGUAAAACAACGACGUUGUCCCUUCCGCGUAGAGUCCACCGCUCAACUGUAGUUAUUCAACACGGCUCAAAACACGCUCUCUCUCAUCUCAUCUCAAGCGACGGGUCAGCAACUGAUCUUGAUCGCGCGGGAACCCAAUUGAACUGAGCUUUCUCUACCCCUUUUUCUCUAGUUAUCCUAUCGUUGAAACGAAAAAGUUUAUGUUUAGUUGGCACCCUGUUCACUGUUGUAAAUAUGUGCACUGUCUCUGUCUAUGUUGGUUAUUAGGUUUUAAAAAAUGGCGGAUAUUCCACGAAAGGAGGAAUGUAAAAA
Messenger RNA from Culex pipiens pallens (northern house mosquito), 8110 nucleotides. RefSeq lists its product as uncharacterized. The coding region runs from base 702 to 7598 and encodes 2298 amino acids. NCBI's taxonomy places the organism in Eukaryota, Metazoa, Arthropoda, Insecta, Diptera, Culicidae. The transcript has 11 exons. The record is from RefSeq and is a predicted model, not a curated record.